Molecule: messenger RNA, 1698 nt
Organism: Carcharodon carcharias (great white shark)
Lineage: Eukaryota; Metazoa; Chordata; Chondrichthyes; Lamniformes; Lamnidae
Gene: grk1a
Product: G protein-coupled receptor kinase 1 a
Exons: 7
Coding region: 1-1698 (565 amino acids)
Biological process (GO): protein phosphorylation; regulation of opsin-mediated signaling pathway; visual perception
Cellular component (GO): cytoplasm
Molecular function (GO): ATP binding; rhodopsin kinase activity
Source: RefSeq, a predicted model, not a curated record
AUGGAUUUGGGGAGCUUGGAGACAGUGGUGGCUAACUCUGCCUAUAUCUCCGCUCGGGGCAGUUUCGAUGGGAAUGCCAAUUUGCAGAUGACCAGAGAUAAAAAAUAUCGAGCCAAACUCAAACUCCCUCACAUCACACAGAGUGAGACCCUUAACGACCAGAUUGACCUGGAUUUUGAAAGCAUCUGUGUCAAACAGCCCAUUGGGAAAAAGUUGUUCCAUCAAUACUUAGACACGGUGGCAGAGUACAAACCAGCCCACGAGCUCUGGAUGGCCAUUGAAGAUUACGAUACCGCGGAGGAUGAAGAUCGGCUUCAGAAAGCUCAAAGUGUUAUUAGUAAGUUCUUGGAGUCAGGGGCUGAGUUUUUCUGUAGUUAUUUGGAAGAGAAAAGCAUCUUGAGGAUCAAGGAAGACUAUAAGAAUGUCAGAGAGGACCUAUUCAAGGAAUGCAAAGAAGCCACCAUGAAGUUCUUAAAGGAUGGCGAUCCCUUUACGAAUUACAAAGUGACCAUGUACUUCAUGAGGUUCUUGCAGUGGAAGUGGCUGGAGGCUCAGCCUGUUGGAGAGGACUGGUUCCUGGACUUUCGGGUCUUGGGGAAAGGAGGGUUUGGGGAGGUUUCUGCAUGUCAGAUGAAGGCAACUGGGAAGUUAUACGCCUGCAAAAAGCUGAACAAGAAAAGACUGAAGAAAAGAAAAGGAUAUCAAGGUACUAUUGUGGAGAAGAGGAUCCUUGCCAGGGUACACAGUCGAUUCAUUGUCUCCCUAGCUUAUGCCUUUCAAACCAAAGCAGAGCUGUGCCUGGUGAUGACCAUCAUGAACGGAGGAGAUUUGAGAUAUCACAUUUACAACGUCGAUGAGAACAACCCGGGUUUUGGUGAGGACAGAGCCUGUUUCUAUACAGCUCAAAUUGUCUGUGGCAUGGAGCACCUUCACCAAUCUAGGAUCAUCUAUCGUGACCUGAAACCAGAGAACGUGCUCCUCGAUAACGAGGGUCAUGUGAGAAUCUCUGAUCUUGGACUCGCUGUGGAAUUGGCUGACGAUCAAACUAAGAUCAAAGGUUAUGCAGGAACUCCAGGUUUUAUGGCACCGGAGUUGCUUCAAGGUCUGGAGUAUGAUUAUUCUGUUGACUAUUUCACAUUGGGAGUCACAUUGUAUGAGAUGAUCGCAGCCAAGGGCCCAUUCCGAUAUCGGGGAGAACACGUUGAGAACAAAGAGGUGAAACGGCGGAUUUUGAGUGACCCGGUGACUUACUGUGAUAAGUUUAGUGAGCCGUGCAAGUCAUUCUGUGAGGCUUUGCUGGAGAAAGAUCCUGAAAAGCGCAUUGGAUUCAAGAACGAAUGUUGUGAUGAAAUAAAGACCCAUCCCUUCUUCAACAGUAUUCACUGGAGAAAACUUGGAGCUGGUAUGCUCACACCUCCUUUUAUCCCAGACUCUAAAACAGUGUAUGCAAAGGACAUUCAAGAUGUGGGCGCUUUCUCUACUGUGAAAGGUGUUACCAUCGAAGAUGCAGACAAAGAGUUCUUUGAAGAAUUUGCGACUGGUAACAUCCCUAUCCCGUGGCAAGAGGAGAUGAUCGAGACCGGCAUCUUUGACGAGCUCAAUCUAUGGGGGCCUAAUGGUGAAUUACCAACUGAUCUAAGGAGAGAAUCAAUUCUGGAGGUGCCUCCUUCCAAAUCAGGAAUGUGUUCCAUUUCUUAA